AUGCUCAAGUCACUCAGCAACGUGAUCUUGCUAGGUCAAUCAUUACAGGACCAGCUUCUACACGACGUGCUCAAAGAUGUUUUGAGCAAGCAGCAGCAGCCUGGUAUCAAUACUGCGGUCGUCGAUAAAUACAAGAAAUCGGUUAACCCGGUGUUUGCUGCAUCAGUGGGUGCUGCACGGCUAAAUUUGAUUCGAUCAAAUUUUGGCCGCGAUGAAAUCUAA
Molecule: messenger RNA, 222 nt
Organism: Penicillium macrosclerotiorum
Lineage: Eukaryota; Fungi; Ascomycota; Eurotiomycetes; Eurotiales; Aspergillaceae
Exons: 1
Coding region: 1-222 (73 amino acids)
Source: RefSeq, a predicted model, not a curated record